AUGCUGAGCCCCCAGAUGAAGGCACAUGCAGAGCCAGCUACAGACGAUGUUAUUCUUGUUGAUGAGGAAAACAAGAUAAUUGGCAGAGCCCCAAAGUUUGUUGCACAUACGCGCGGCGGGCUGCUCCACCGUGCAUUUUCUGUUGUUACCGUAGACAACCAAAAAAGGGUUCUUCUUCAGCGCAGAGCCUCAACCAAAGCUUCGUUUCCCAGCAUGCUAUCAAACACAUGUUGUUCCCAUCCCCUCGCCUCAAUCCCCAGUGAUGCCGAGGGUAUCGCUGGUGUCAAGCGUGCCGCAUGUAGACGGUAUCAGUUUGAGCUUGGGGUUCCUCUACAACACCCUGAGGACACGCUGAGCUGCGUAUGGAUCUUUAGGUAUGCGGCGACGUCUCCGGUUGCUUUGUCCGUUCAGACAUCAGGCAGAGAGGAGAAGGUAGAUCUGUGCGAACAUGAGAUAGACUAUGUUCUGCUCCAUGUGGCCGAUAGCACGCAGGUGGCCCUAAUCAAUGACGUUAUUAAGUCCACAGCAUAUAAUAAGGAUGAAGUCUCAGAGUUAUUGUGGGCAAAUACGGUUGAGAUCCGUGCCCAUUGGGAAGAGAUGACCCCGUGGUUCCGUAUCCUUUUUGAUCGAGUGCUUGAGCCUUGGCUUUUGGAUCCAUCCGCCUGUCUCGCCGAGGUGGAGGACGAUUUAGCGAUAAUAAAUUUGGCUUAA
Giardia duodenalis is the source of this 711-nucleotide messenger RNA. RefSeq names its product Isopentenyl-diphosphate delta-isomerase 1. The record is from RefSeq and is a predicted model, not a curated record. Gene Ontology annotation, cellular component: cytoplasm. Gene Ontology annotation, molecular function: isopentenyl-diphosphate delta-isomerase activity. Gene Ontology annotation, biological process: isopentenyl diphosphate biosynthetic process; isoprenoid biosynthetic process. NCBI's taxonomy places the organism in Eukaryota, Fornicata, Diplomonadida, Hexamitidae. The transcript has a single exon. The coding region runs from base 1 to 711 and encodes 236 amino acids.